AUGCCAGCCAAAGUGAAGAACGCCACCAAGAAGCAAGGACAAAAACGUCAGCGAUCCAAGCAAAAGAACAAUUCAAAGAGACGCAAGCUCGACGUGGACUAUGAGGAAUUGGGUGAUAUCGACUCUUGGGACUGGAAUGAAGUGUCAACCACUACUACUCCCAUGGCCGGCGAUCUAGGUGGUUUUCUUUGUCUCGAGGAAAUUGACGAUGUGGCCGUCGACUAUGAAGGAGACGAUCAAACUGGCCGAGUCGCCAAGUUCAAGCGUAUCAAAAAAGAGGAUCGAAAGCCUGGAAAGCCUGCCAAGCCCACUGAGCCUAUGGAUAUUGCAGAGAUGAAGGACUAUUAUGACCUCGACACCUUUGAUGACAAGUUGGCAGAGAAGGCUGCAAAGAAGAACAAGAAGAAAAAGAAUCCCAAAGAGGAACAACCCCCUAGCGAAGACAACGAAGAAGAAGAAGUGGAAGAUGAUGAUGUCAAUGAUGAUGCGAUGGCUGAAGAGGAAGACCAUGAGGAGGAGGAAAAAGAGGCUAGUUCUGAGGAUGAAGCUUCUGAUGCUGAAGAGGAGGAUCAAGAUGAAUCCAAACCUGAUGAUGAUGAGGUCCCUCAAGAUGUUGACGUUUCAGCAUGGGAGGGUUUUCAAUUGGCAGAGCCUAUCAUGAGUGCAUUGAAGUAUCACAAAUUCACGCAACCAACACCUAUCCAAGAAAAGACACUUGGUCUUGCAUUGAAAGGUCGUCAUAUCGUUGGUGCUGCUGAAACGGGUUCUGGUAAAACACUCGCUUUCUCGAUGCCUAUUGUACAACAUAUUUUGGCAAACGGCGACGCCGAUGAUUCACGUUUAUAUGGUCUUAUCUUGACGCCCACGAGAGAAUUGGCCAUGCAAGUCAAAGAUCACAUUGUGAACCUUGCAAAGUUUUCAAAGAUCAAGGUCGCUGCUAUUGUGGGUGGUAUGUCCAUCGACAAGCAACAACGUUUAUUAAAGAACCAGCCGAACAUCAUUGUUGCCACACCUGGUCGUUUAUGGGAAAUCUUUUCGGGAGAACCCACGUAUAUGGACAUGCUCAAGCACAUCAAGUUCCUUGUAUUGGAUGAAGCCGACAGAAUGCUUGAAAAGGGACGUUUUGAAGAGCUGACCAAUAUCCUUGAUGUUUUAUCAGAUAAGAAACAAUUUACCACCGAUUGGCCCGAGGAAGCUGAGAAUGGCAAAGUGAAAUCCAUGAAGAGACAUAAUGCGGAGCACCAGACGUUUGUGUUUACGGCAACCUUGGGCACUGAUUUGCGAUUCCACAAGUCGAAGAAGCAAAAAGCGAAAGCAAAGCAACCUGGAUCGAUGCAGGACCUUGUUGAAAGAUUGAACCUUGUCGGCAAAAACCCUGCUAUUGUGGAUAUCACAACUGAAAAGGCGGUAGCAUCGCGGUUGGUGGAAGCCAAGAUUGAUUGUGUCAAGGAAGAAAAGGAUCUCUAUGUCUAUUAUUUCGUUACAAGAUAUCCUGGUCGUACCAUCAUCUUUGUCAACAGCAUCGAUGCUAUUCGGAGGUUGAUUCCAGUCUUCAAGCUCUUGAACAUUGAUGUAUUAGGCCUCCAUGCCCAGAUGCAACAGCGACAACGUUUGAAGAAUCUUGAUAGAUUCAAGGCCAGUGAUAAAGCAGUAUUGGUGGCUUCCGAUAUCGCUGCACGUGGUUUGGAUAUCCCAUCCGUAGAUCAUGUCAUUCACUAUCAGAUCCCACGCUCAGGCGAGAUUUAUGUCCAUCGUAGUGGUCGUACAGCUCGUGCCAAUCAUGAAGGUGUCUCUUUGCAACUAUGUGGUCCAGAGGAAAUCAAAUUGUAUACAAAGCUUUGUCACACCCUCCGGAAAGGAGAACAAUACCCCGAUUUCCCUGUUGACUUGGGCAUCUUGAAUGAAAUGAAAAAGCGUGUCAAAUUGGCUGCCGAAAUUGAUAAGCUUGAACAUCAGGAACAAAAGCGACAUCAUGAGGAUAAUUGGCUACGUAAUAUGGCAGCUGAAAUGGAUGUGGAUUACGAGGAGGAUAACAGCAAGCAUCAAAAGUCCAGCAAAACAGACAACACGAUACGAUCCAAAAAGGCACAAUUGAAGCAAUUAUUGACCAAGCCCAUGUUACCAUUUGGUGUUUCUAAAAAGUACAUUACGGGUGGUCUCAUUGAAGGACUCGCUGAUCGUAUCAUUGAAAAUAACAAGGGUAAAAACAAAUUGCUUCCGACGCAAGCUUCGACCAAAGCAUUGGAGGAUAUUCGUUCGCGUGGUGGUAGUGGUGGUCGUAGUAGUAGUAAAAGUAAAAGUAGUAGUAAAUAG
This is a messenger RNA of Lichtheimia ornata, 2313 nucleotides long. RefSeq lists its product as uncharacterized. Gene Ontology annotation, molecular function: ATP binding; RNA helicase activity; nucleic acid binding. The record is from RefSeq and is a predicted model, not a curated record. The transcript has 12 exons. NCBI's taxonomy places the organism in Eukaryota, Fungi, Mucoromycota, Mucoromycetes, Mucorales, Lichtheimiaceae. The coding region runs from base 1 to 2313 and encodes 770 amino acids. Gene Ontology annotation, cellular component: nucleolus.